Messenger RNA from Gigantopelta aegis, 1146 nucleotides. RefSeq lists its product as uncharacterized. Bases 1 to 1146 code for a protein of 381 amino acids. The record is from RefSeq and is a predicted model, not a curated record. The transcript has a single exon. NCBI's taxonomy places the organism in Eukaryota, Metazoa, Mollusca, Gastropoda, Neomphalida, Peltospiridae.
AUGUCGCAAUGCAGAGCCUACGUUGUAACUGUGGACAACAUGCUCCAGAUUGCAGACCAGAUACAGCACAACCACACGGCGGUGCCAUUUAUUAAGCACGUUGAUAUGUUCAAAGCGAAACUCAUGGACCGAGCUAAAAUGGAAACAACGCCAAUUCCUAAGAUUUACGCCGAUGAGAUUUCCAAUCUCAGAAAGAACCACAACAUUGUUCCUGAUGGAUUGUUAGCCGAGAUUCCACAUUUUAGUGCCAUCAAGACGAUACUAUACCGACAGCAACACAAAUCCCUACCCCGACUAUCCCAGACAAGACAGGAUAUCAAUUUAGGAGAGUGGACCUGCACCGAGGGAGGAGAUCCUUUUGUACACCGAGUUGAAGGAGGAGACCUAAUACUGAUCUUCACAACUGACAAGAACUUGGAGUUGUGUGAUGCUGAUGUUGUAUUAUCAGAUGGAACAUUUUCUUCAGCACCCAAACUGUUCAAUCAGUUGUACACCAUACAUGCCGAGUCCCAAGGUCAUAUGUUUCCUCUUGUGUAUUCACUGAUCCCAAACCGCACAGAAGACACAUAUGUACGGACAUUUCAAUACCUUCAAGAGGCUUGCCAUGAUCUGGGUUUCCAUUUAAAUCCGAGGACCUUUCAGAUGGAUUUCGAAAGAUCGGCCCAUAACGCUGUUCAAACUGUAUUUCCCACUACACAACUGAGAGGCUGUUUCUUUCACUACACUCAGUGUAUUUGGCGCCGUACACAAAAGGUAGGCCUGGCAACAGAAUAUUCUGAGAACGAUGAAAUACAAAAAGUAGUAAGACGUGCUUCAACUCUUCCGAUGGUUCCAUUGGAUAAAAUUGAGGAUGUUUGGGCUGACACAAUUGCUGACAGUCCCCAAGGUGCACAGGUGACACAACUGAUGGACUAUGUUACGAACACGUGGAUAGAAGGACCAUUGUCACCAGAAAUGUGGAACCAUUUUGGCAAUGAUAGUCACCGUACCAAUAACCACUUGGAAGGAUGGUAUCAUAAAAUAAACAAAAUUGUCCAGAAGGGUCAUCUGAACAUUUUUGAGGUGGUAGGGCUUCUAAAACGUGAGCAGUCUGUAAUGGAAGUAAAAAUGCACCAACUGGAUGGUCACUGGCGAGCUCCGGCAUGA